CCGAUACACCGAGAAAAGCGGGACCCAAGCACUCACCGAAACAAAAACCAACGACGUCAUGCCGUCCGCUCCGAGACCACGGCCCCGAAAACUCGGCACCAGCGCUGACGACAAGGGGGUCCGAAUCUCGAAUCCUUCCGGCCACCAUCCAACGUCCUCCCACUGCGAAUACAGUCACAACAGGGAAUUUUCUCUUGGACGACUCGUGGUAUCAAAGUUAUCUGGAUCCGAGACUGAUCUUGACGAUUGUAUUACAAAUCUCAAACCCCGAGUCUUGACAAAAACCUCACAAUCUCACCUCAUUCAUCACCCACAAUCCAAACGUCCACGCCUUUCCCCCCCGGAGAAGAACUCACCAAAAAUGCCUCCAAAGGCCCCCAAGCCAAACGGCACCUUCACUUACUGCGUCGGCUCCAACCCGCCCUUCACCCCCGAAGAAUACGCAAGCGACCCAACCCGCCGCCAACGCGCCCUCGACCACCUGGCCAAGAACGACCUCUACGCCGCCACCGUCGUCACCUUUAACCUCCCCGAGCGCGACACCUACGUCUACCACGCCAUGACGGCCGUCCGCCUCGCCGAGGUCCAGCGCGUCGUCAGCAUGGGCGGCGUCAACGGGUUGCAUGCGUGGUAUCGCGACGAGGAGGGGAAGCCGCUCGACCCUCCACCCCAAGCAGACAUCCAGUCCUACAUCCAAAUCUUCUCCCCCAAAACCUCCACCCCGCAAGCCCUAAAAUCCCACCUCGCAAACGCAAAAAAGUCCUCCCUCCGCUUCCUCUCCGCCUCCCACCUCCUCGCGAACCGCUACAUCCAUCCAUCCCUCCCCAACCUCGACGCAAUCCCAAAAUGCAAAAACCCCCAAACCUCCCUCCCCCCAAACCCCUCCCUAGACUUCUGGUCCUGGUCCGCCCUCUCCCUCCAAUACGCCGGGCCCCUCCCCUCCCAACCCCUCCAAUCCCACCACGUCCUCCCCAUCCUAAUGCACCACUUCGGCUGCGCGACCCCCUCCCACGAAGCCCUCUCCAUCCUCCGCCUGCUAGCCUUCGGCCGCGCGAUAGCAGACAUCGGUUCCGGGAACGGGUACUGGACCCACAUGCUCCGUCUCUACAACCUCACCGUCUAUCCCGUCGAUAACCUGCAAUCAGAAUGGCGGACAAACUGGGUCUCCGAUACAAUCCCCUCCGACGGCGUAUCAUUCCUGAAAUCACACGAGGGCGGGAAGGAUAUGGUGAUGUUGUUAGUCUACCCCGUCGUAGGCGGGUCCGUGGCAGGCGGUACGGAAGGGAGUUUCACGCGCGGGCUGGUGGAGGCCUACAAGGGCGACACGAUUGCCGUCGUGGGCACGCAGAAUGGGAACGGGUACACGGGCUUCCGGGGGAUGACGAUGGCGGAGUAUAUGGCGAGGGAACAGCCUGAGUGGAUCAAGGUUGUGCAGAUUUCGCUGCCGAGUUUUGCUGGCAAGGAUGAGGCGUUGUUUGUUUUUCAGAGGGGGAAGAGGGCGCCGCCGAGGGAUGAGGGCGUUGCUGCCAAGGAUGCGUAGAUGUAGAGAAGUGUACAAAGUGGUGUUCAACAGUCAACUUGACUUUUCAUACCAAUGUCACUCACAGUACGCAGCAGACAGACGUAAACCGAAAGA
Messenger RNA from Colletotrichum acutatum, 1636 nucleotides. RefSeq lists its product as uncharacterized. Bases 59 to 1540 code for a protein of 493 amino acids. The record is from RefSeq and is a predicted model, not a curated record. The transcript is spliced from 3 exons. Lineage: Eukaryota; Fungi; Ascomycota; Sordariomycetes; Glomerellales; Glomerellaceae.